Sinocyclocheilus grahami is the source of this 964-nucleotide messenger RNA. Its product is annotated as 39S ribosomal protein L40, mitochondrial-like. Bases 199 to 786 code for a protein of 195 amino acids. NCBI's taxonomy places the organism in Eukaryota, Metazoa, Chordata, Actinopteri, Cypriniformes, Cyprinidae. The record is from RefSeq and is a predicted model, not a curated record. The transcript is spliced from 5 exons. Gene Ontology annotation, cellular component: mitochondrial large ribosomal subunit; mitochondrial ribosome.
AAAUAUAUAUGUGAUAAGUAUGAUAUUUAAUUAUACUUGAUAUCAAUCAAAGAUGAAAAUGUAUUAAUGCGGACGUGAGUGACCUGCAGAUCCACGUUGGGCACCGGAAGGUGUGUAAAAAAACACACUUGUAAACCUGUGUUAAACACUUUUAAUUUCUCAGCAUUGAUGUUUGUAAAGUCGAUAAUGCUGUAAGUUAUGGAGGGGAUUGUGUGUCGUACUGCAAGCCGGAUUAUAUCAAGUCAAGCUUCAUGUAGCAUUGUGCUUACUGUCAGACACAGUCACUGGUUCACAUCAGUGCUUUACCUGAAAACCUCAAUGCCAUUAAGAGCAGAACCCAAGAAGAAGAAGAAGGUGGACCCGCGGCGAGAGAUAAUGAUGAAAGAACAUCUGAAGAAGAAGCUCAAAAGGCUGGAGAAAGUUCCACCAGAACUGAUUCCCAUCGAAGACUUUAUUACACCAGCUAAGUGCUUUGACGAGACCAGGAUCCGUGACGCUCCUAAACUCUCUUUUGAGGAGAGCGAGCGCAGAGCCCUUCUGCUGAAGGAAUGGUCCAGAUACAAGUACAGCCAGCACCAGACGGAGAUGGACACCAUCGAGGAGGCUCUGGAGGCCCAGAGACAAGCGCUGGACGAGCUGAAGCUAGAGCUUUAUAAAGCAGCGGUUAGCCCAGAUAUGGACUUGUUCCCUUUCCAGCGCGAGGGGCCCAGUUACACGCCUCCCAUUACAAACUAUGAGGCUCCAGAGGGCAAAUACAACAACAUUACACGAGUAUACACACAGUGAGCUUCAGGCCGGUGAUUUCAAUGACUUUUAGGUGGUCAGUGUCACGGAAUACAGACGCAUAAUUACAAAUAAAUGCAUGAUUAUCUAUUUACUAUCACUUCUGAUUUCUGUAGCACAAUAAAUAAGGUCUCUAGUGAAACAAUAAAAGCCAAACUCUUGUAAAAUUGCAUGUUUCCAU